This is a messenger RNA of Lathyrus oleraceus (garden pea), 756 nucleotides long. RefSeq lists its product as uncharacterized. The transcript has 2 exons. NCBI's taxonomy places the organism in Eukaryota, Viridiplantae, Streptophyta, Magnoliopsida, Fabales, Fabaceae. The coding region runs from base 1 to 756 and encodes 251 amino acids. The record is from RefSeq and is a predicted model, not a curated record.
AUGGUUUACAGGGUACACAUGUCUCUUUACGGUCUUAAGCAAUCUCCGAGAGCUCGGUUUGGCAUAUUCAACAUUGUAGUACAACAAUUUGAUGAUAUUUCCAUAACUGGUAAUGAUCAGCAGAGACUACUCCAAUUAAAACAAUAUCUCGCGAAUCAAUUUCAGACAAAAUACCUUGGUAAACUCCGCUAUUUUUUGGGUAUAGAGGUAGCUCAAUCUAAAGAUGUUUUGGUGAUUUCUCGGUGUAAAUAUGCUAUGCAUAUUUGUGAAGAAACAAAUUUGCUGAACGCUAAACCAAUUAGAACUCCUAUGGAUCCAAGUGUCAAACUCCUACCCAAUCAGAGAGCUUUAUCUGACUCAGGAAGGUAUAAGAUAUUCGUUAGAAAUUUGAAUUAUCUCACGGUCACUCAUCCAGACAUUUCUUUUGCAGUUAGUGUAGUAAUCCAGUUCUUAAAUUCACUUUGUCAGGAACACAUGGGUGUUGUUAUUCGGAUUCUGAGAUACAUCAAAUAUGCUCCAGGAAAAGGUCUUGUGUAUGAAGAUAAAGGACAUACUAAGAUAUUUAUAUACUCUGAUGUUGAUUGGGUAGGGUCAUCCAUUGAUAGACGAUCCGCCUUUGGGUAUUGUGUACUUGUUAGAGGAAGCCUUAUAUCAUGGAAAAGUAUGAAACAAAAUGUAGUUGCAAGAUUAAGCGUUGAGGCAGAGCAUAGGUCCAUGGAAAUUUUGUUUACUAGUAUUUUAAGUAAACAAUCAUGA